GGCAUGGGCGCACGAGUAGUUCGCUUGUGUGGCCGAGGUUCUUGUGUACGACCUAAUGUCAUGGAUUUACCGAAUGGCAUGAAAAUCCGCGGACCCGAUGGACUCGUAGACUGAUGUGCAUUUUAUUUAUUUCUUGUGUCAUUUAAUUUCAUGCAACUUUUAUAUCCGCAAACUGUCCAGAUAUGCCGGAGGAACGGUUCACUUGAAUGGAAUAAAGCCCAGUGGACUAGCAUAUUUUACUGCAAACUGGAGUUGGUCUUCACAGAAAACCCGCGCGUUUAAAAUUCCAAAAAUGAUCCUUACUCAGCUCGAGGCCAAAGAGGCGUGUGAUUGGCUGAGAGCGGCUGGGUUCCCGCAGUACACACAGCUCUAUGAAGAUUCCCGCUUCCCGAUAGAUAUCUCCUCUGUCACCAGGGAGCACGACUUCCUGGAUCACAAUGCCAUCGAUGCUCUGUGCAGGCGGUUGAACACCCUGAACAAAUGUGCAGUGAUGAGACUGGAAAUCUCCACACAGAGGAAAAAGAGCGAGGAUUCUGACGAGGACGAGCCGUGUGCCAUCAGCGGCCACUGGACCUUCCAGCGGGCUAGCCGGCGCUGGUCCAGGCUGGACGAGCUGGAUGUGUUCCCCCCGGCCGAGGAGAGCGCGCUGGGGGACCUGAGCGAGCGUCCGGAGGGCGGGGGCACCACGCGCACCAGCUCCGUCACCAGCGACUGCUCCUCGGGCACGUCGGCCGCCAACGAGGACUCCCUGUCCGAGGGCCCCGCCGAGCUGCCCGAGCGCUUCGUCUUCCAGGCCCGGCCGGGCGCCAAGAGCUCGCGCUCCAAGGCCAAGGGCUUCCUGAAGAGGAUGGAGAGCCUCCGCCUGCGCGGGUACGGCUCCGCGCGGAAGCGCCGGCAGGGCCAGGGGCCGGGGCCGGGGGCCCGCCCGGAGAUCAGCGGGCCCGUGGCGCUCGGGGAGCUGGACGAGGACAGGCUGAGGCUGCUGCGCUGCGUGGACGUGACGGCCCUGAACGCGCUGAACGGGCGGAGCCGCAGCGCCUCGCACCCCUGCCCCGCCCGGCCCGGGGGCAGCGCGGGCGGCAGCAGCGGCGGGAGCAGCCAAUCGGAGGCCAGCGGGGGCAGCGCCGUCAGCACGCCCAGCCCGGUGGCGCGGGCGAGGGCCAGGGGCCGGAGCCAGAGCGCCCAGGGCGAGAGAGGCAGCAGCAAGCGCGCCGGCAUGUACCUGGAGGGCUUCGACCCCUUCAGCGUGCUCCCGCUGCAGUCCGCCCUGGCCUGGGGCCCCACCGCGGAGGACACGCCCGACGUGGAGGAGGAGGAGGAAGAGGAGGAUGAGGACUACGACGACGAGGAGGAGGAGGACGGCCUGGUUUUCUUCCUCAUUCCCGAGGGGCACAAGCUGGGCACCUUCCCCAAAGCGCUGUGCAACAGCCUGCCCCGCGGCGCCGCCCCCAGGCUCAGGCGCCGCUCCGUGGGCCGCGCCCGCCGCAGCUCCGCCGGCUCCGUGGAGAGCCGGCUCAGUUUCUAUGACAACGUCCCGGCGCGCGCCGCGGAGGAGGAGGAGCUGGAGCGCGCCCUGCGCCGAGCGGGUGGCUGGGCGGAGGGGGACUCCGACUCGGCCGUGGACUCGGUCUCGCCCUGCCCCUCGUCCCCCCUGCAGGGCCGGCUGGGGGAGCUGGAGGGAGGCAGGGACAGGGACAGCACGGGGAACCCGCUGAGCGAGCAGGAGGACGGACACGCCACCCGCCAACGCCGCGACUCUGGAGUGGGCACCUCCCUGAGUCAGGACACCAGGCCGCAGAAGAGCCGGUGGAGCCCCGUCUCAGCGCUGCAGAUCGGCUGCCAGUCCGUGGUGCAGCUCAACCUGCUGCAGAAGUUCUCCCUGCUCACUCUCACCGCCCUGCUGGAGAGGCACGCGCCCACCAGCAAGCACGGCUUCAGCUGGGCGGUUCCCAAGUUCAUGAAGAGGACCAAGGUGCGGGACUACAGGGACCGGAGCGUUUUUGGGGUCCCCCUGCAGGUGAACCUGCAGCGCACCGGCCACCCCCUGCCACCCAGCAUCCAGGAGGCUAUGCGCUUCUUACGCAACCAGGGUCUGGACCAGGUGGGGCUGUUCCGGAAGUCGGGAGUGAAGUCGCGGAUCCAGGCGCUUCGGCAGAUGAACGAGGCGGGCGCGGAGGGGGAGGUCAGCUACGAGGGCCAGUCGGCCUACGACGUGGCGGACAUGCUGAAGCAGUAUUUCCGGGACCUUCCGGAGCCCCUGCUCACCAGCAAGCUGUCCGACACCUUCCUGCAGAUCUACCAGUAUGUUCCCAAAGACCAGCGGCUCCAGGCAGCCCGGGCGGCGGUCCUGCUCCUGCCGGACGAGAACCGCGAGGCGCUGCAGACGCUGCUCUGCUUCCUCUGUGACGUCGUUGCCAAUGUUGCCGAGAACCAGAUGACCAGCACCAACCUAGCCGUGUGCCUGGCCCCCUCCCUCUUCCACCUCAACACCCUGAAGAGAGACAGCUCCUCGCCCAGGGUGAUGCAGAGGAAGCAGAGCCUGGGUAAGCCAGACCAAAGGGACCUGCAGGAGAACCUGGCUGCUACCCAGGGCCUGGCCCACAUGAUCACUGAGUGCAACAGACUCUUCCAGAUUCCUGAGGAAAUGAGGAGGUGCCAGGGCUCCUACACAGACCAGGGCUUGUAUCCUCCGAACAUUGAGGAGCUGGCACAAAGGGGCGCAGAAGGGCCCCCCACAUCCCGGGGACACCUACGGGAGGAGCUGGACGCCCUACUUAGGGAGGCCAAAGACAAGUUCAGAGGCUAUGACAGCUGCUCCACACCAGAGCACGCCGAGCUGGCUUACAAGAAGGUGCCUGACGGCUCCGCUCUGCGGCUGUGGAAGGCAACGGUGGAGGUCCCUGCGUCUCCGGAGGAGGUUCUGACCCGGGUUGUGAGGGAGCGGCAGCAGUGGGACAGGGACCUGCUGGAGGCGCGGGUGGUGGAGACGCUGGGCGAGCGGACGGAGGUGUACCGCUACCUGCGCCGCAGCAUGGAGCCCCACCCCGCCAGAGACCACGUGGUUCUGAGGACAUGGGUGACAGAUCUGCCCAAAGGAGCCUGUGCACUGGUCAGCAGCUCAGUGGCCCACGCAGGGGCCAAGCCCUUGGGUGUUCGGGCCAACGUGCUGACCUCAUGCUACUACAUGGAGGCCUGCGGGCCCGUGAAGUCCCGGCUCACCCACAUCUCCAGAGUGGACUGCAGGGGGCGCUGCCCGGAGUGGUACAACAAGACGUUUGGACACUUGUGCGCAGCCGAGGUGGCGCGGAUACGGGACUCCUUCACCGGCCAGAAAAACAAAUGAGAUUGAGCCGGCUGAAAGCACACGGCGCCCAGGUUUAUAGUGUCUGUGGGCUCAGCCCUGGCCCGGGAGGAGCUGGAGGAAGACCACAGGUCCCCCUGUGACAGAGGAGUGGGGUGACACGUGUGGGGUGACGCGUGUCACAGUUUUGCAUACAGAGCAUAUCCAUUGUGUUCCCUCUGGUAACCCCGCAUUCAAGUUCACUUAACCUGCCUCAUUAUAAUGGUGCACUGACUGCCCCGCCCUCCCUUCCAAUGUGAGCCAUCAGAUGCUCUCCGCUAUUGUGUCACCAUAGGUGUGACAUCACUGGCUGCUGCUGCUUCUGGGAAGCAAGAGGACUGUUGUGGAUUUACUGUGUGCUGGCAAAGCAUCCUGGCCUUUCUAUUUUUCUGUCACAAGAUGACUAUGUAACAAGCAGCAUCUUCAAUGUUUGUGUGUUUCUGUGUGUGUGUGCGCGUGUUUGUGGGCGCGUGUUUGUGUGUGUGUGUGUGAGUGACAGAGAGAGAGAGACAGAGAGAGAGAGCACUAUUUGCCAUUUGCUUUAUCUGGUGUUCUUAAAAGCAAAUGCGUAAGUAUAAAAAUUAAAUAAAAAGAUAGCCAUAGACAGAUGGACAGACGGAGAUGGGUAAAAGUUAUUGACUGAUUGAUAAUGAUGAUAACGAUGGUGAUGAUAGAUAGAGGGAUGAACAGACGGACGGAUAGAGGGAUGAUGACAUGCAUGUGUGUGGUGGCCUGGUAAAAACCUGAGAGACCAGGGCAGUCAACAGACGAGAAGAGGGGUAUGGCAAAACGGUGUCCGUGGGGAGCAGGAAGCAGGGAGUGUGGGAACAGGGUCAUCGUUUUGUUCCACAGUUUUCCCGUGCAUGCUGCUUUCCAGGACAUCAUCUGGUAUUAAAAUCCGUUAUAUGGAUCAGGAGCACAGACUGAGGAAGUUCUGUCAAUUUAAAUGUGAUUACGAGAUAACGGUGUGACCUUUUAUAAAGGAAGGGGAGAGGCUUUGUACAGGUUGUACUGUAUCAGACAGAAGAGAUGAGAUCAGGAAUGCAUUGGCAAACGCUCAGAUGGUCGAGCAUUUUUAAAGAAGGAAAUUACUGCUUGUGAGCUUUUUCUUAACCUGCCUCUGUCAGUGUUACUUAAUAUGAAGUCUAUACGAGUUUGAAAAAUAAGCUUAUUUCCACACAUGCAUUCUGAAGUGACCUGAACAUAUUUUAUUGUUUAGUUACUGCUACUUUACUGCUAAUUUCAAGUGCAUACUGCCAUAUUGCCAACAUGUAUGCUUUAAGCGUGUACUGCCAAAUAAGGAUGCAUGACAAUGAAAAUUAAUUUAAAGUAUUCAUGUAUUUAUACCUCAAAUAUACUUUUUUAUUUUGUGUUAUUUUAUUGUAAAUGUUUCUAUAAUGUUAAAGAUACAGAAAUAAAAUGUUUUAUCUUUUUUAUUAUCGCUGUACAGUUUAUCAACAUUCCAUGCACUAUUAAAUGUAUUCAACUUA
Molecule: messenger RNA, 4830 nt
Organism: Conger conger (European conger)
Lineage: Eukaryota; Metazoa; Chordata; Actinopteri; Anguilliformes; Congridae
Product: rho GTPase-activating protein 7-like
Exons: 14
Coding region: 293-3343 (1016 amino acids)
Biological process (GO): actin cytoskeleton organization; signal transduction; regulation of Rho protein signal transduction
Cellular component (GO): membrane raft; focal adhesion
Molecular function (GO): protein binding; GTPase activator activity; lipid binding
Source: RefSeq, a predicted model, not a curated record